Messenger RNA from Paecilomyces variotii, 2079 nucleotides. RefSeq names its product RNA polymerase I-specific transcription initiation factor Rrn7. Gene Ontology annotation, biological process: nucleolar large rRNA transcription by RNA polymerase I; RNA polymerase I preinitiation complex assembly. The transcript has 8 exons. The record is from RefSeq and is a predicted model, not a curated record. Gene Ontology annotation, molecular function: RNA polymerase I core promoter sequence-specific DNA binding. Gene Ontology annotation, cellular component: RNA polymerase I core factor complex; RNA polymerase transcription factor SL1 complex. The coding region runs from base 198 to 1874 and encodes 558 amino acids. Lineage: Eukaryota; Fungi; Ascomycota; Eurotiomycetes; Eurotiales; Thermoascaceae.
UCCUCACCAGGUCCACUCAAGCGAGACGUAGUUGAAAUAGAUCUCGUGGUGGCGAUGUAAUAAUAAUAUAGCCUUGCAACUUAACAAGCGAGGUCUAGAAAAAGUUCCUUCAGGUGGAGGCGGCUUUUCAUCUCCCGAGGAGCCCAGACCCCGCAAUUACCGGCUCGAUGUCACGAGCAUGAACCACGCUGGUCGGCAUGGAGUAUGUCACGCGCGGGGUAUGUGGACAGGAAGGAUGUCGUGAGACACGGUAUUACCUUGAUAAUGGCCUCUGGUUUUGUCUGCGUGGUCACCAGCAAGAGGGACGACAAGUCGAGGAGGAUCCUGAAGACUUCGGGACACAGGGUAAAAUAAACAGAAUAAAGAAAGCAGCGGCAGAGAAGACUCAAAAGACCUAUCGUGGUCGACGCGCUUUUACUCUGUUCCUGCAGAUUUACCAGUUAAUCCUAUGGAAGCAAUGUUUUGCUCUCGUGCAGCAGAAGGGUUUCCCUUCCGAAUUCGAGACGGUGGUUAAAGAUCUUUGGGCUCUUCGACUGGAAAGGCUCUCUGAAAAGAUCGAAACUGCUUCUGAUGCAGAGCUUGAUGCGCAAAUUUUCAGCUCUCAGGCCAUCGCAGCCGAGGAUGACGAGGAUGGGCCUCGAAUGCGUUGGGGCAAGGUUACAGACAACCCAACUCUAGCUGAAACACUUGGGUUAUGUUACCUAGGAGCCUUGCUGCUUAGAUUACCAGUUGGUAUUUCGGAUCUCCACAGAUUCGCCAUGCGACAGGAGAUUCCCUUUAUCAGGGCUGUCCGGGAAGUUCCUCGUGAAAUGAGAGACCGUCUUCCUCAGGAAUACAUUGGUGCAUUAGAUACGAGGCGCCUUCUACAAGCAGAGCACUUACAUAGACUCGUGCUUGAGUUGGCACUUCUCUACAACAAGAGAUUCGGUGUCACCUUUCCUCCACUGAAUUCGCCGCUUAUCCUGUUCAACCACGUUAAACAACUCUCGCUUCCCAUUGAGAUUUAUCCUGCAGUGAAUCAGUUACAGAAACUUACAGGUUUCACGUUUCAGUUUCCAGCCAGUGUUAAGGAUAAAGCUACAUAUCUCCUGAUGCCAGAAGUGCAGUUAAUGUCUUUAAUUGUUGUUUCAACCAAACUUCUUUUCCCGUUCGAUGAUGUUGAACGAUAUCCGGAAUCAACAAAAGAACCAGGAUCUCAAAGGAUGAACUGGAAAGUUUGGGCAGAAGCUCAGAAACAGUUCGAGUCUCGAACAACGGAAGGUGGAAGAAUUGGAAAAGGCAAUGAGAUUCUGGUCAACGAGACGGACGUUUUUGAUAUGACAACACUCCAGCUUGAUGAGUAUAUGGAUUGGUAUGAGAAGAGCUGGCUCGAUGUGAGAACCUCGCAUCCACUAGCGGAUAUGUUUCCCGCUGGCCGAACCGGUAUCGAAGACGAGCCACAGCCUAUCUCGAUGACGGAUGAUCAAGAUCCGUUGCAAAAGAAACUAGACACGGUCAUGGGGGCUUUGAAACCGAGGAAAGCCCUUAGCAAAGAAGAGAUCGAAGGUCGCGAAGACGACAUCAUUCGCCCUGGUGAAUUAUAUCAGCGGUACAGAUCCGAAGGUGAUCUUCCAGAAACAGCAAGGGCCUUCUACGAAGCUGCCUCCAAGAUCGUAGGGCUGUCUUUGCAUAGACUCGUCAGAACAGUCUUCGAGACAGAAAGAAGACUUGACCAAUGGUUGGAUAGCAAGAGGAGAAUGGAAUACCAUGGAGAAUAUCCUGAGACCGAUGCUGGCACUAGUGUGUUUGGUCUAGGUGAGGAAGAUGAAGAUAUGAGUGAUCUGGAAUAUUUGGAUGAGCGGGAGUUCUCUGCACCAGAAGAUGAUGGGAUUUGAUCUGUACUAGGCAUUGCAUGGAUUCUUUUAUCUUAUCGUCAUCAGACAAUACUACAAUUAACAGGAUUGGUAAGAAUACGAGGAUAGCAAAUACGUCUAGAAAGAGAUGGAAUUUAUGUGUAACGUAGAAAGUAUUCUGUACGUCUCUCUAUAGUUGCCAUCACCUUGGCACUAGCGUCAAUUCAAUGCAAUGCAUAAAUGCGGA